AGCGUGGCGGGCGGCGGCAGUCUGUCCCAGCGUGCACUGAACCAGUCAGGAACAUUUUUACAUCGCAUCCCGAUUUCACCAGACGUCUCUUCGAUAUUAGCGGCAUCAUCGGCGUCACACCAACAGACUGUGAAAGUGAGUCUCAGGGCACGGUGAACUUCGUCCUCUCCAAAGAAGGAGGCGACCUCUCUCUGGUGGAGCAGGCCAACGUCUGGCUCUUCCUCCGUUUGGCGAAGACCAACCGCAGCCGAGCCAAAGUCACCAUCCGCCUCUUCCAGCAGCGCCGGCUCCCAAACGGACGCCCGUCCUUGCCGCAGGACGACAUCCUGCUGGCGGAGAAAACCGUGGAUACUCGUCGCAGCGGCUGGCACACCUUCCCGGUGUCAGCGGCGGUUCAAGCGCUCCUGGAGAGCGCCGAGAGCACAACGCUGAGCCUCAGAGUCUCCUGCCCGCUCUGCGCCGAUGCCGGAGCGACGCUCGUCCUGGUCUCCGGCGGCUCAGAGGCGUCGCAGCGCGCCAACCAGCGGGAACAGUCCCACCGGCCCUUCCUCAUGGCUGUGGUCCGGCAGGAGGAUGGCGGCGACUCGCGGCGGCGCAGGAAGCGAGGGCUGGAGUGUGACGGGAAGGUGCGCGUCUGCUGCAAACGGCAGUUCUACGUCAACUUCAAAGACAUCGGCUGGAACGACUGGAUAAUCGCGCCGCCCGGUUAUCAUGCCAACUACUGCGAGGGCGAGUGCCCCUCCCACGUGGCGAGCAUCACCGGGUCCACGUUGUCCUUCCACUCCACCGUCAUCAGCCACUACCGCAUGCGGGGCUACAGCCCCUUCCAGAACCUGCGGUCGUGCUGCGUGCCCACUCGGCUACGCGCCAUGUCCAUGCUCUACUACAACGAGGAGCAGAAGAUCAUCAAGAAGGACAUCCAGAACAUGAUCGUGGAGGAGUGCGGCUGCUCGUAAAACCGAGCCGAGCCGCUCCGCCACGAACUGGACUGGAGAGGACGGGACAGAGAGAGAGAGAAACAGGGAUGAGAUGGAGGGAGGAGAGGACGAAGACCCGCUGACUUUAUCUUCAUUGUCACUUUUACGUGCGGCGUCUCGCUCCGCGCCUCCUCUCUCCAUCCCUCCGUCACUCCGGGUCGCUCUCUGGGACUCUCCUCCGUCCUUGUCCAGCAGAACUCUGGAAGAGUCUAGACGGCACUUUCAAAAAUAAAACCAGAAAAAAAAGAAAGAAAAAAAAAGAAUAUCUAAUAUAUUUUUGUUACAAAAGGAGGGAGCGAGGCUUAUUUAUGUGGCUGAGACGUUCAAGCACCAAUCGACCCGUCAGACCUCGGAGAGACGAGGUGCCUGAAAAAACUACUAACAACGAAAUCUCAAAACUAUGCAACUUGUUUCACGUAUUACAAUCUUAUUUGACUUUGUCUCCUUUUUGUUUCCCAACUGUUUACUUUUUUUCAAAAUGUACGAGGAGGAAAGAAGAAGACUCUUUUUGUAUUAUUUUUUGGAAGUAU
This is a messenger RNA of Plectropomus leopardus (leopard coralgrouper), 1507 nucleotides long. Lineage: Eukaryota; Metazoa; Chordata; Actinopteri; Perciformes; Serranidae. The record is from RefSeq and is a predicted model, not a curated record.